Molecule: messenger RNA, 996 nt
Organism: Cotesia glomerata
Lineage: Eukaryota; Metazoa; Arthropoda; Insecta; Hymenoptera; Braconidae
Exons: 5
Coding region: 376-969 (197 amino acids)
Source: RefSeq, a predicted model, not a curated record
CUUUUUAUGGAUGCAACUUUUAAAAUUACCCAAGGAAGCCAAAUAUUUAUCAAGUGUUUACAGUUCUUGGCUUGAUAGACGACCAUCAGGCUUUACCAUUAUGCUGGGUGCUGAUGACGAAGAAGUCAACCAUUGCGUAUAAAACGGCACUUUCUUAUUUUAAAACAGAAUUGGCAACACACAUAACUCCACAGACUAUUAUGACUGAUUUUGAAGCGGCACUAGAUAACGCUAUCAAAUCUGUGUUUCCGGAAGCUGUCCAUACUGGAUGCUUUUUUUCAUUUCUGUCAGGCGAUAACAAGAAAAUUAAAAAGUCUCGGACUCCUAAAAUUAGUUCAAAAUUGGAAGUAUGGAAAAAUAUUGAUCAGAAAAAUAAUGGCGUUGGCUUUAUUGCCAUCAGUUGAUGCUUUGGACGGGUUUCAAUGGAUAAUAACAAAUAUUCCUAAUAAUGUGAAAACAUUAUUCGAGAUGUUCUUAUUAUAUUUUGCUGACCAAUGGAUUAAAAAAUCUCCACCAACAUUAUGGAGCGUUUACGGUCUUCUUCAUCGAACUGAUAACCUUGCUGAAACCUAUCACAAAAAGGCGAAUCUACGAUUUGGCUCUCAUUCUCCGAUUUGGAAGUUUACAGAGAAUUUAACUGCUUUACAAGCUGUUACUCACAUUGAGUAUUUGUCAUUACGCAAUGGUGACAAUAUUGUCAGACCACGUCCGUCUCGCACACAGGAAAUGGAUAUGAAAAUUCUAAGAGCAUGGCAACUGUUUAAUGACAAUACCUUGGAUGUUCCUCAUUUUUUGGCUUGUGCGAGUAACUUUUUGCAAUCUUUUCAACGAGAUAUUACUCACAAUGUAGUAAUGGAACAUGAUGGUGAUCAGCAAAACAACGCAUUUGAUAGUGAUGAUGGCAUUAUGAACAAUAAUUAUGAUAACCAUUUGGUAUUUCUGGAGCUAGAUAUUAUGCAAAAUUACUAAAUAAAUUAUAUUACUCGGUUCACUUUU